UACAACGACAGCUGCUCACAUGCAAAGCAGGAGUGAUCUAUAAUUAUCUAUAACGCAACGAGGAAGUUACCUUAAAGGGACUCUUACAAAAGCGCGAACAACAACGAUCGCUCUUAUUUUGUUCCGUCGACACUGAAGACGACAUGGAAAAUACUUUACUUUCUGAAAUUGUUCUUGCUACAGUUUUUAGUCUUAUUGUCCUGGUUGGCAUUCUCGGUAACACGAUAGUCUGUAUCGUGAUCAUGAGGAAACGCUUCAGGAUUCAAUUCACCCACGGCAAAACGGCAAUGGACUACCUGUUGGUCAACUUAGCAGUCUCAGACAUUCUAUCUGCAGUGUUUGUAAUACCACGUUAUAUUGUAAUCCAUGCAUACCGGCACCCACGGGAUCUACCGGGGGAUAUCCUAUGCCGGGUUGUUACCGGAGGGUCGUUGAUUUGGGUCGGUGGCGCCGCGUCGGUUUUUACCUUGUUGGUAAUCGCCGUUGAUCGUUAUCACGCGGUAGUUCAACCCCAUAGCCUUCGACAUCGUAUUGCGUUAAAACGAAUUCCCUGUGUGGUUAUUUCAUGCUGGAUUACAUCACUUGUUCUCUGUAUACCUCUAUUCUUCGUUAUGACAUACGACAAGAAGCAGGACUUUUGCACCGAAUCCUGGCCUGACACUCUACUCCCUAAGGCUUAUGGGAUCGUUUGGCUGCUAUACGGGGGAUUACCCAUACCUAUCAUGGGGUACUUUUACUUCAAGAUUAUACAAGUGUUAUGGUUCGAGCGUCAAGCUGUAAUCAAAACUCAACAGCAAGCUAAAUCCUCGAUGGUUUUAUUAACACGACGAAAGGCUUGUAAACUGUCAAUUACCGUAACUGUUGCUUAUUCAAUAUGCUGGCUACCUAUCCUAGUGCUUUAUAUAUUAGCAACUAUUACACCACCCAGAAUAGAGUAUGGCUCUCCAGAGUAUAAAAUCUCUGUAGCUAUGGCCUGUCUGAACAGCAGCGUCAAUCCCUUUGUCUACGCGUUACAAAGUCAGAGGUUUCGUAGAUGUGUCAAAGGAUUGCUUCGAUGUCAACAACAAAUGAGUUGAUUAUGAUGAUCAGAGAAACACAUGCGAUCACGAUAUUACAUGAACUUUAUCGCAUGUUUAUAACCGAGUAAAACCUGCCGAAAAAGUGGCGUAAUCGAAGUUUAAUUAAACAGGAAAGCCAUCUUCAUCGAUUCUCCGUAAUUGCAGUACAAAUAUGGCAUCGCAUGAUUGUCAAAAGGUUAUAUUAACAGGUUACGUCAAAUAAACAUCAGGGGUUAAAAGACAUGUACACGCCAUAACUUUGCCCGGACUAUAAGGGGCACGUCCUCAUAGGAAAAUCAUGUGACUAACUUGCUAUAUCUUGCUUUUGAAGGUAACGCGGGUAUAAUUGCACGAAGUACAUGCGGCGAAAAUGUUAAGAAUCCUUACUUCCGGAAUAUAGACAGUUUAAAAAUAUAUUUGUCAAAAUUUUUGUUCCUUAUUCACGGCCUCUGUGAUUGUACUAAGAAUUACUUUGUAAUAAUAUAUCAAAAAAUUAGAAGRACUGAUAACAAUUAUUUAUAUUAUUUAUAUUUGUAAUAAUAAAAACCGAUACAAAUUAUCAAAACUGUGAUAGAUACAACUGGAAAAUUGCUCUGUUUUGUCAAUGUUGUAGUGAACGAUUGCGUCACGAAUUCGGAGCAUUUCCGAGUUGUUAGUGGUACAAAAGGGUGGCUAAUA
Exaiptasia diaphana is the source of this 1736-nucleotide messenger RNA. Its product is annotated as QRFP-like peptide receptor. The transcript has a single exon. The record is from RefSeq and is a predicted model, not a curated record. Gene Ontology annotation, cellular component: membrane. Bases 144 to 1076 code for a protein of 310 amino acids. Gene Ontology annotation, biological process: G protein-coupled receptor signaling pathway. NCBI's taxonomy places the organism in Eukaryota, Metazoa, Cnidaria, Anthozoa, Actiniaria, Aiptasiidae. Gene Ontology annotation, molecular function: G protein-coupled receptor activity; peptide binding.